UGUGAAAGGAAUUUCGUUGUAGGACCAUGUUCAGCAGAUUCGGCAAAUUCCGUCCACGGUAAUCGUUCUCUAGUACAAAAAGCAAAAGGCAUCAUCCAUGUCUCUUGUAAGCAGACAAUAUUGGCCCCCGCCAGAGCUGCUGCUUCAAUCAUUGCGCCAACCUUGGCGUGUAGCGCUUUUUUCUGCUCGUCUACGGGCGCUGUUGUUGGCGACGCAAUGGAAUUUUGGAUGACAGCGACACGAACCUUCCUAGGAGGUCGAAGUUGUUCCGAUUGA
Haemonchus placei is the source of this 276-nucleotide messenger RNA. NCBI's taxonomy places the organism in Eukaryota, Metazoa, Nematoda, Chromadorea, Rhabditida, Trichostrongylidae. The record is from the annotation of a GenBank genome assembly.